Molecule: messenger RNA, 8297 nt
Organism: Homarus americanus (American lobster)
Lineage: Eukaryota; Metazoa; Arthropoda; Malacostraca; Decapoda; Nephropidae
Product: mucin-19-like
Exons: 14
Coding region: 362-6505 (2047 amino acids)
Biological process (GO): carbohydrate metabolic process
Cellular component (GO): extracellular region
Molecular function (GO): chitin binding
Source: RefSeq, a predicted model, not a curated record
AGGUAGUGUGUUAUUACCUCGGCCGCCCUCCGUCAAGGUGUUGGAUCCCUGCAGGUGUACUGCGGUGGCUGGUCCCGUUGGUCUUGGCCCUUACCUUCAGUUUGCCUCAGAUAUUGACUUCGCUGAGCUACACGACCUGAAGAAAGUGAACCCGUACCUGAAGGUGGUGGCGUCGUUGGGAGGGAGCAGCGUCAAGUCCGAGACCUUCUCCCUCAUCACUUCGUCAGUAGAAGGAGUGGCGAACUUCACAGAGGCCGCAGAUGCCUUCCUUCUUCAGAGUAAAGUGGACGGUAUCGAGGUGGACUGGCGAUGGCCGGGUCAGUCUCCAGGUCAUAAGGACAAGGAGGAUGUCAACACACUUAUGAAGGUACUACGACUUGUUCUGGAUCAACGAGUCCACAGCGUCAGUCGCAGAGAGGUAACAGAAGAGGAUGAACCCACCACUACCCUGGAGCCCACUACUCUGUUGCCCACCACCCUCCAACCCACGACCCCCCAAUCCACGACCCCCCAAUCCACGACCCCCCAAUCCACGACCCCCCAAUCCACGACCCCCCAAUCCACGACCCUUCAACCUACCACUCUGGGUCACAUGACGACUAUCUUGCCCCUGGAGGCGAUGGUCGUCACUGAAGAUGUGUUAACCACCUUCGCCACACAGGAGGACAUUAUGGGUCUUGACUACCUGGAGUUGGAGGUCGGCUCUGAGUAUGAGGUCACCCUCCAACCCCCCGAGAAUGAGGUAAGGCUCAAGGUGGAGGCCAUCAAGGAAAAGAAAGAGAACAAGGACUCCAACACGUACUCAAAGUCACAUGUACUCACCUCCCGAGGGCGAGUUAAAUUCAGAGAUUAUUUCAACGUAGAUGGAAUCCCUACCACAACCGCCUCACCAUCGAACACCACAGGUUGGAGAAUCGCCAAGACGUCAAGAAGAGGAGACCUGGAUGGUGUGAGGGACCAGGAACACCAACAACCAGAAGGGGAAACACUUGAAUCACCUCGUAAAAUCCCAACCACCUUGUUAAUGAUGACAGUCGCCCCUUACCCUGAAUAUAUAGUUAAGGGUUAUGAUCUGAAGGCCCUGACGAAGAUCGUUGACCUCUUCAGCCUUCCUACCCAUAACCUGACGAGCCAACACAGAGGCGACACUAAGAUGGAGACCUACCACCAUUCUCGGCUCAUGGGCGUCUCUGAUCUGCAAAAUGCUGACUCGCUAGUGGACCUGGUAGUAAGCCUGGGUGUUCCUCUUGAUCAUCUAGUGCUGGGUGUUCCCGCCUCUGCUGCAGUCUUCACUCUACAAGAUCCUGAACUCAACAUUCCUCGUUCACCUGCUCUUGACACUCCCAUCUUUACGUCUUAUCCUCAGGCGUGUACCAUGAUGGCGGCAGGGAACUGGACGGUAGAGAGAGAUGAAGACCUUACUGGGCCCUACGCCUUCUUCAACGACUCCUGGAUAGCCUUCGACGACCCUAUCAGCGUUAAGAUUAAGAGUAAAUACGUGUUACUGAGGGGUCUUGCUGGUGCCUCCUUACACGACCUUGAUCAAGAGGACUGGGAGGAGGAAUGUGGCCAGGGACCUCACCCUAUCCUCACUACCAUCUUCGACACCUUCACCCAGCUGGCCAGGACCCCACGACGGGCCCUCCUUCAGAGCCUAGUGGAGGAUCUAGAAGCCGAGGAGUCAUCUUUCAACGCCGUGUCUCUCGCCGCUGCCCCUGGGGACUUCCGUAACUCACCCUUCAGGAUUGUUAGGGUCGUUGACAGAACAGGUGCAAUUAAGGCUUACAGAGACAACUCAGACUCCCGCUUUGAGUGUUCACGCCAGGGGUACUACCGCGACCCUACUGACUGUUCCCAUUUCUACCGCUGCGUCAAGUUCGAUCAGUACGUAGACGACUUUACGGUGUUCGAGUACUCCUGCCCCCAUGGUCUGGUGUUCGACGACCGCUGGGAGGUCUGCGCCUGGCCCUCAGCGGCUCCUCCCUGCGAUGGCUCCUCUGAGAUCUUCCCCGUCCCCCGCAAGAAGUUCAUCUGCCCCGGAGAAGGUUAUUUCACUGACCCGGAGAACUGCCGGUGGUUCUUCGCCUGUAGGGACUAUUAUGGUAAUGGUACUUAUAUGCAGUAUGAGUUCCGGUGUCCGUUUGGUCUGGCGUACGAUGAAGCUAACGGCAUCUGUAACUGGCCCUGGCUGGUGAGCUCGUGUGGCCUCAGUGGUCAGGCACCUGGCAGAUAUAACGUGGACACUGGUGCUGCCCCUGUCAGUGUGGACUUGAUAGCAGGAGGAGGAGGUAGAGGAGGAAGAGGCAAGAAUAUCGGCAGAGGAAACGCAGCCAUUCAGAGCCUUCAUGACGGUAGUAGUAGUAGUGAGAGCUGCAUCAACUGUGGCUCUGCGGAAUUGACCAUCAGAGGCAAAGGUGUGUACAACGUGGAGAAAGGUCUUAUCAUCUCAACUGAACAGAGUGACGAGCGACUCUCUUACAAGAACUAUGUUGCGUCAGGACAAGCUUUAUUCUCUGACAACAACACCGGGGGUCGAGGCGGUUACAGAGGCCGGGACAAACAGACUGGUGGUGGCUCUUCAGGUCAGUUUGGUGGACGGACAGGCUCUUCAGGUCAAUAUGAUGGACAUUCAGGUUCAUCAGGUCAAUAUGACGGACAUUCAGGUUCAUCAGGUCAGUUUGGUGGACAUUCAGGCUCUUCAGGUCAGUUUGGUGGACAUUCAGGUUCAUCAGGUCAGUUUGGUGGACACUCAGGUUCAUCAGGUCAGUUUGGUGGGAGGCCCAGUCUACUUUCAGGCUCAUCAGGUCAGUAUGACGACAUUCAUACCAGGCUGCUUGGUGGACAGUCAGGCUCUUCAGGCCAGUUUGGUGGACACUCAGGUUCAUCAGGUCAGUUUGGUGGACAGUCAGGUUCAUCAGGUCAAUAUGACGGACAUUCAGGCUCUUCAGGCCAGUUUGGUGGACAGUCAGGUUCAUCAGGUCAAUUUGGUGGACAGUCAGGUUCAUCAGGUCAAUAUGACGGACAUUCAGGCUCUUCAGGUCAGUUUGGUGGACAGUCAGGUUCAUCAGGUCAAUUUGGUGGACAGUCAGGCUCUUCAGGCCAGUUUGGUGGACACUCAGGUUCAUCAGGUCAAUUUGGUGGACAGUCAGGCUCUUCAGGCCAGUUUGGUGGACACUCAGGUUCAUCAGGUCAAUUUGGUGGACAGUCAGGUUCAUCAGGUCAGUAUGACGGACAUUCAGGCUCUUCAGGUCAGUUUAGUGGAAAGUCAGGUUCAUCAGGUCAGUUUAGCGGAAAGUCAGGUUCAUCAGGUCAGUUUAGCGGACACUCAGGCUCUUCACAGGGCUCAGGAACUACCAGUGGCCGAGGGUCCUUCAGUAGGCCAGCCACCACAGCUCCUGCUUAUGAGUACAGCGCCCCAGCCACUGACACCCUGCCUUCCCCUGCACCACCCACCACCCCAGGUUAUGAUUAUACACCGCCCCGGCAGACCUUCGACCCAACAGCUUCCCAGUCUUCCAGUCGACCUUCUUCCCGUCGACCUUCUUCCCGUCGACCUUCUUCUUCAGCGUCUUCUUCAGGAUACGACUACACGGCUCCGUCAACGCCAUUCGACCCAGCACCUACAGCCAGACCAUCAGGUACAAGACGAACUUCGUCACCACCCUACACCUCCUCCUCCUCCAUCACCCCAGGACCUGUGCCAGUAAAUGUGUACACGCCAACACCUACAGCAAAACCUACUACAUCAGGCUACUCCUACUCUCCACCAUCUACUACCAGGGCUACUGUUAGGACUACUUCAGGAACCCGUAGACCCUCCACCGCCUACACCCCCGGCCCUACUCCUCGACCUACUACAGGAUACUCUUAUUCCCCGCCCUCAACGCCCUUCGACCAUUCUCCUGCUGCUUCAUUCCCAGAGUCCUCAUCAGAGGAAUCAGCCUAUACUCCUUCAGCGCCUUCAGGGACCUCACGGCCUACGUCAGGAUAUUCCUAUACUCCCCCCAGCACCCCCUUCGGCCCAGCCAGCUCUAUCACGGUGUCAAGACCCUCUCCUAUCACGUCAGCCCCUUCAUUAUCUCGCCCUCACACCUCCUCAGGGUACCAGACACCAAGGCCUUCCUCCCACAGCCAGAGUACCUCAUCUGGCGGUAGCGGCUUCACAACGCCUUCUUCAGGUGGGUAUUCUUACUCUAAGCCUGACGAGUCCUUUGAUCCAUUCGUCUCAAGCACAUCACGAACGAGACCAACAGGAGGAUCAUACACUCGGCCAAAACCCUACGACCCCGAGUCUGCCGAGAGCUCUGACGAAGGAGGUUACGAGUACCCACGACCACCUACACCACGGCCCUCUUCAGGCUACUCCUACACACCUCCAACCACAUCUUUCGAUCCUGUAAGUUCCUCUACAGGCUCUUCGUCUCAGCCCUCAUCCAGACCCUCAUCCAGACCUCCAUCCAGACCCACAACUCCGUCUUCAAGUGAGGAUGAUUCAACAAGCGGGUACUCGUAUCAGACCCCAGCUAGCCCUUUCACCUUUGUAACCGAACAGACUCCAGCUUUCACCCUAGCGCCUCGCCCCGUCUCUCCCUCCACCUACAAACCGCCUCGCCCGACCACACGCAGACCCCGACCGACCUCACGCAGACCCCAACCGACCACAUCCCCGACAUACAAACCCUCUCGUCCAACCACAUCCCCGACAUACAAACCCUCUCGUCCAACCACAUCCCCGACAUACAAACCCUCUCGUCCAACCACAUCCCCGACAUACAAACCCUCUCGUCCAACCACAUCCCCGACAUACAGACCCUCUCGUCCGACCACAUCCCCAACAUACAGACCGCCUCGCCCGAUCAUAACCACCACACGCAGACCCCGACCGACCUCACGCAGACCCAAACCGACCACAUCCCUGACAUACAGACCACCGACUCCUCCCCGACCAACACCAUCUCCCAGUUACGAAACCCCAGCCCGACCAACACCAACACCCAGUUACAAGCCAAGACCAUCCAGACCUAAACCGAACACAAUUUACGAACCUUCAAGACCUCGACCCACACCCACGCCUUCUCAGAUCAAGCCCACUGGAGGCUACUCAUAUCAGGAACCAGAUGUGCCAUUUAAUCUGAUACCUGGGUCCUCUGGUUCAGGUACAGGUCAUUUCUCUGGUUCUGCUGGUUCAGGUUCAAGCCACUUCUCUGGUUCUGCUGGUUCAGGCUCAAGCCACUUCUCUGGUUCUGCUGGUUCAGGUUCAAGCCACUUCUCUGGUUCUGCUGGUUCAGGUUCAAGCCACUUCUCUGGUUCUGCUGGUUCAGGUUCAAGCCACUUUUCUAGUUCUGCUGGUUCAGGUACAGGUCAUUUCUCUGGUUCUGCUGGUUCAGGUUCAAGCCACUUCUCUGGUUCUGCUGGUUCAGGUUCAAGCCACUUUUCUAGUUCUGCUGGUUCAGGUACAGGUCAUUUCUCUGGUUCUGCUGGUUCAGGUUCAAGCCACUUCUCUGGUUCUACAGGUCAUUCCUCUGGUUCUGGGGGUUCGACAGGUUCUCAGACAACUGGCUAUGUCUAUGAACCGCCAUCAGGUGGGAAAACGUUCGAUCCCCUCAGCCCAAGCGGUUCUACAGGCUCUUCACGCGGUUCUAGCAACAGUGUUCAGUCCGUAGAGGCACGUGGGCACUCAGGUAAAUAUGGUGGAUCGGAUUCUUCUGAAGAGGAUCACCGUGGAUCAAGUCAUUUCACAAUUGGUGGCGGAUCAGGAGGUAGCGGUGGAUCAGGAAGUCAUGGUGGAUCAGGAGGCCGUGGUGGAUCAGGAGGGAGUGGUGGAUCAGGAGGCAGUGGUGGAUCAGGAAGCCGUGGUGGAUUUGGUGGAUCAGGGGGUCAUGGCGGCAACGGUGGAUCAGGAGGCAGCGAUGGAUCAGGAGGCCAAGGUGGAUUAGGAGGCCGUGGUGGAUAUAGUGGAUCAGGAGGUCAAGGUGGAUCAGGAAGCCAAGGUGGAUCAGGAAGCAGUGGUGGAUUUGGUGGAUCAGGGGGCCAUGGCGGCAGGGGUGGAUCAGGAGGCAGCGGUGGAUCAGGCGGCGGUGUAGGUGGAGUGAUUCCUGGAGGUCCUAUUAAGUCCUACCCUUCAAACCCCUUCACUGGGCUAUCAAAUCCUGGCGGGAAAUCUACUGUUGGAAAACCGAGAGGCGUAGGAUCCCGCAAGUCCGUGACGGGAGGUCCUUCACUCGUGGCUAAACUCACCAAGGGCGGCAGGAAGUUCAACAGAUUCGGACCUGGAGGACGCAGGGACUUUGAUGACACCUUAGGACCUGAAGUGUGUGAGAGGGCAGGGCUCUUCCGGCACCCUGAUACCUGUGAUAAGUUCUACGAGUGUUAUUGGGACAAGUGGAUAGAAAGGUUCACUCUUCAUGUGUUCGAUUGUCCCAUUACCAUUGUAUACGACUCGGGCAUCACAGCGUGUAAUUGGCCUUUCAAUGGGCCCCCUUGUACAGACAGCUCCCAUGCUUAAAGGAACUGUUUCUAGGCGUUGAGUCUAUGUACUUGUAUAUUAAAAAAAAAAGACCUGAUUAUAAUUCUCAGAGAUAUUUAUAUAUUUUAUCCCCUAAACUGUAAUGGGAGAAUUGAUAACUGUGGCUGUCAAACUGAUUUUAAAAUUCCCCCAUGAGACAUCACCACGAUUCGUUAAACUCUCUCAUUACUUAUAGGAUAAAAUUAUAAUAUAACUCUUGGAUAAUUUAAACAACGAACUUUAUCAGGUCUAACUAUAAUUAAGUAUAGUAGGGCCGUAUUAAGCCUUAUUUUAUUAUACCAGUCCUUCACUUGGCACUGUCGACCAUUCCAUUAAAUACACCCCAAGAUAAGAUCAUGUUCAGUAUUACCAAGUCACAAAAACGAGACAAUAUCACCGUGAUCUUAUUAGAAACUCUUAUAUUAUUUAUUGAACUAAUUAUCCAUCUUAGAUAUUUAUUACUACGCUAUUUAUUGUGUAUUUAUUUAAUUUCACCAACUAGACUCAGAUUGGUUAGGUUAGGGUCUGGGAAGGUUAUUAGGACGUUCUUGUAGACGUGUGUGCCAAAACAACAACAAUACUCCUGCUAGCUUACCAUGGUGUGGCGGACAGCUGGUAUUGGCAACACUGUCAGAUGUAGUCACUACCAUUCAUCCGGGUUAUAUAAGUGAGAUUAUUUUCCUUCAAAUAUCUCUAAUCACAAGAAAUAAACCAAAAUACAAAACAAAAUUAAAUUAAUUAAACUGAAUCUCAUUUAUAACGAAUAAAUUGGUUCAUAAUCUAAAAUAAAUGAAUUAAUGUUUAUGCAUAAAAUUUUACUACUCCGUGAUAUAGUGAGGUGUGUUGACGUCACAUACAAAUGAUUAAUGUAUGCUGGGCUGUUAAAAUCUCUUUAAAGUUUACAAGAUUAAAUUAAAUCUUAACAGAACAUUAUGAAUAUUUGUAACGAUAAAGGAAUAUUAAUAUUCAUAUUUUUUUUUCUAUAAUGAUAUAUUAAAUUUGUAAUGGCUAAAUUGACGUUAAGAAUCAAGAACAAAUUUUUCAAGUUCACAAAAUGCUUAGAAAAGUAGAAUUUAGUCAUUUUUGUGUUUUAAUAUUUUUUUCUUCAGUAUUUCAAUAUUAUUCUACGCGUUUUUGAGAAUAAUAAUUAUUUUUUGGGUGGGUUAAGAUAAGGGAUUUUAUUUUUUUUUAAGAAUUAUAAUUAUUUUAAGGAUUUAAGGUUAGAAUAAAAUCCCUAUUACGAGAAAAGUAAGAAUUAAACCAAUUUUUCUCUCUACGCUUCCGUCUUUCAACAGUUGUGGUCUGCUAGGCUGUUCCCCGCUGUUUAUAUUCCUUAAAUACCUAAAAGAAGGUCCUAAAAAGGGUUCCAUACUUUAAUUUUAGGUUAGACGCAAUAAACUACGUCUUCUGUAGUUAAUUAAAGUAAUGAUUAUUUAUAACGAUUCAUUUUUUCCGUAAUAAUUAGCUCGCUGGGAUACGCCGAAGGUGCUUUAUAUAUUGCGUAUGUUGGUCAGGCCAGAACUGCCAACAGGGGACGCCAUCCUGGUAAAGGUUCAAUGCUUACUAUGCCUCCCCGUCCCUCUCCCUCUCCCUCUCCCUCUCUCCCCCUCUCUCUCCCUCUCUCUAUAUCAGCCAUGCAAUAUUCCUCUUAAGGUAAUUAUAGCAAUUGUUAGUCCAUGUUUUACAGUACUAUUGACCUGUGUAGACUUCUGCCUUUCUAAACACUUAUUUUUGUUCACAGGAAAUAUUGUAAAAUACUCUGUAAAAUAAUAAAUCCGCCAAUAUUUAUUUA